UCCUGCGGAGAAUCGUUAGAGGGCAGUGCCGUAAAUAUACACGGUUGACGUAAAUAUCCAAAAACACACGUCUUUUUGUUUAUAUAGGUCAAUUCAGCGCUUCUAGUUUUCUCUUAAUGAUCCUUGCUGAUAUUUCGUAGAAAAUGCGAGUAAAAUCGAUGUAAAGUGUUUAUUUGCGGCGUUUAUCUCCGACUGAAGACAUGACGAAACACGACAAACUAUGGAGAAUAGAUUCAGUGUUUUGAUCGACAACGAAGACUUCUCUCGCUUUUCUACGACAGAGAACAAUCUCCAUUUCGAAAGAACUAAGACGCUUUUUGAGGAGAUACGUGCCUCCAUAAACAACAAUGAAGAAGAGGACCGCUCGUUCUGGAGGCCUGUGCUCCCGUGGGGCGGAGUUUUCACCAUCAGGGCUGGGCGGAAAGCCGUGUCCUGCAUCCCCCUGUACGUGGAGAUCCAGCUGAAGAACACAUGCACCAUCGACGGCUUCCUCAUGAUCCUGUAUGUGAUUCUUCGGGACAACCGGGGUUUCCACAGGGAGCUUGCUGUCUUUCUCGGCAAGCAGUUUAUUGAACAUUUUCUGUACUUGAUGGACUCCUGUGACUACACCACAGUGAAGAUGCUGUGGAUCUGGAACAGGAUGUCCAAGAGACAGUAUCGCUCAGAGAUCCACCAGACUGCAUUGGAGAUUGACCUGUUCGGGAAUGAGCACCAGAACUUCACGGAGAACCUGGAGAACCUCAUGUCCACCAAGCAGCAGAGCCUGUGCACCAACUGGAGCUGUCCAACUCGCUUCCAAGACAUCACCAAAACAACCAUCAACAUCAGCCCUCCUCACGAGCUCCCACACAGAGAUCCGAUUCAGUCAGCUGUGGAUGAGUUCUUCAGCCCUAAACUCCUCCUCUGCACAGAAAAAGGGUGUGAUGGCUUAAGGGAGUUCUCUCAUAGGGUGUUCUGCCAUGGUCCUCCACCCUUUGUUAUUCUCAACAUGCAGCAGUGGAGGUCUGAAGAUCUGUCGUAUGUUCCAUACCACCUGGUUCUCUGUCAGCACAGGUAUUUGCUAGAGGGCGCCACACUCUUCAACAAAGAGGAGCAUCACUACUCUGCAGCCUUUCAGAUUGACGGCUGCUGGAUGCACUAUGAUGGCCUGAGAAGUGACAAUCUAAUCCUGCUACACAAGCCGCCUGAGCUCCUGCUGCUCUCCUCUCUGGUCUACGUUCGCGCCUCGCAGAAAUGAAAACCUUCGAGUCCCAGAAAGACGUUCAGGAUAGUUGAGUCCUCAUCAAGCACAAGGGCAUAUCAUCUUCUGCGACCUCUCUGGCUUUUACGUCUUGGCGAUACAAUUAUUCAACAAUUUUUCUCCCCGAUUUUUAUUGUGAGUUUUCACAAACCUUCAUGAUUCCUGUUUCAGUUGCAAACUGAUGUGUUGCACUGUUUCUCCUGGGGUCUUAUACAAUAUGGAAGUUAGUUUCCUUCUUGGGCUGUAAUCCGAGAACAUAACGGACUAUAAUAGUUCUGAGUUGAUAUACAUUAUGUUGGUGAAAAGUACGUUUUUUUAAUAUUCCUUCAAAGCAGCUCACAGCAAAGACUUUGAUCUGCUCUGAUCAAUAGAUUAAUGUCCUUUAGGGAUUGGCUUCACUGCUUAAAAAGUGAAAAUUUCCCAGCAAAAAUACAUUCUCCCUUAAACAUACAUAUAUAUGUACUGGUGCUUUUUCUAUUUACACUGUGCUUUAUGGAAUAAAAUGUUAGUUUGAGCAUUUCAUGUAAAAUUCCUAAAAUCUAGAAAGAUUUAUGGAAAAAGUUCACGUCUGAUUUUAAACAAUGAAGCAUGCAUGUGAAUGGAAGUAGUUCAACACUCUCCUAUGCUAUUUUAUAAAACGUGUUUGACCUCAAUGACCAUAUAGUGCCUGUGGCAUAGAAAGCUUGUAUGUAUUUUGCUGUUAAGUCUGAAUCAACUAUUUUUGUCCCAAAAUGUUCUGUUUAAAUGCAAAUAAAACAUUUGAAAUA
This is a messenger RNA of Oryzias melastigma (Indian medaka), 2007 nucleotides long. It is a transcript of the gene dorip1, whose product is annotated as linkage group 22 C14orf28 homolog. Lineage: Eukaryota; Metazoa; Chordata; Actinopteri; Beloniformes; Adrianichthyidae. The transcript is spliced from 5 exons. The coding region runs from base 221 to 1237 and encodes 338 amino acids. The record is from RefSeq and is a predicted model, not a curated record.